Molecule: messenger RNA, 1545 nt
Organism: Naegleria lovaniensis
Lineage: Eukaryota; Heterolobosea; Eutetramitea; Acrasida; Naegleriidae
Exons: 2
Coding region: 1-1545 (514 amino acids)
Molecular function (GO): protein binding
Source: RefSeq, a predicted model, not a curated record
AUGAUCGGAAAGAGCAACAAUGAUGAAUACAAAACGAAAAUAAGCGUAAAUUUGGUGGAAGGCCAUGAUUUCAUUACAAAAACAAUUGAAAUUACGAUUACCAAGGACGAUGAAGGAAACAUAAUCCCUGUUCCCAAUUUCUUUACAUGUUGCCGAAAAGGAGAUGUCGUAACAUUGAAAAUUCUUAUUUCGGGAUUCAAAGCAGGCACUCUUUCAUUGGAAAAUCUCUUGGUUCAUCAGGAGGACGGCUCAUCAACAACGAAUACCUCAUCGUUUCUUUCAAAAAUUGCAUCAUUCUUUUAUGGUGGAAAAGCAAGUGAUGCUUCUGGAUCAAGCAGUGCAUCUAUAUUUCUAACACCUCACGGAAAGAAUAGAUGCUUUCAGCGAUCUCCCCUUCAUUAUGCUUGCAGAUUUGGUCACCUAUCUUGUGUAAAGCUUCUCCUAGAUGAAAUACCACAUUUACAAUUAUCAGGUGAAACAACAGCAAAAUGGACCAUUUUGCAUGAAUGUGCAAGAUUUGGACGCACUGGUGUGCUUGCAUAUCUUUUUACCAACCCAAGAUGUGAGGAAAUUUUACGAGCAAUGUGCUCCAAAACAACAAAAUUCGGCAGCACUCCUCUCCAUCUAUGUUGCAAAUAUGGCCACACUGAAACAGCUCAAUACCUAACAAGUCAAUUUAUUCCCUAUGAUAGAGUCAAUGUUUCUCGAAAUCAGAACUUUCUUCAUGUUGCCAUUGAGGAAAAGAUGUCUGCCUUUGUAGCAGAUUUUCUGUCAAAAUUUAUUCCAACCAGUACGUCGCAUCAACUCAGUAGAAAGACAAUUGUGAGCAUUGUAGAACUGAUAUGCUCCAAGGACAGUUUCAAAACCAACAGCUUGCACUAUGCCUCUGUGAGACCAUCUGACCAAAUGUAUGAAGCACUAUUGAGAGCACUCACCAUUUUACACGAGUAUAUGGAGAAUGCAGGAAUUGUGAGAAGUCUUGUGAGCCCUGAUGUUGCUGGAAAUACGGUUCUUCACUAUGCGAUGGGAGGUAACUCAUUGAAAUGUGCCCUUCUCGUCUAUCAUUAUUAUCUUUUGAGCAUACACAGAAGUAAUCCAAAUAGUGCUGUGAGUACCGUCACUUUCCAGAAACCAACCAAUCAGGAGCUUCUUCUCUCGAAUAACAAUCCAAUGAAUAUGCAAGGCGGAACCAUGAAACAUUCACCUAUAUUCCUUGCAUGUAAAUAUGACCAUCCUUCUCUUUUGGAGACCUUUUUACUCUUCUACAAAGAUGAACAAUUUGAACCAAACCAAGAACAUCAAAAACACAUCAAAAUACUCUACGAAAAUUCUCCAUCCCUUAACACAACCUCUCUCUAUGAUUUUUUAAGAAUUAAAUCUAAGGAGGAAUUUAUUUUUGUGGUUCAAUCAUGGAAACAAAUCAAGGUGACUGAAAUUUAUGACAGAACAGGACACACGCCGGCCAGAACUGUUACUCUGGACUAUAGUGAUGAAGAAUUGCAUGACAUUUUCGAACGCUUCAAUUCUUGGAAAAUGAAUAAUUAA